Aureobasidium uvarum is the source of this 1278-nucleotide messenger RNA. Lineage: Eukaryota; Fungi; Ascomycota; Dothideomycetes; Dothideales; Saccotheciaceae. The record is from the annotation of a GenBank genome assembly.
AUGGCGACAUCAACAUCACCCAAUGUCCUCAUCUCAGGCUUUGGCAUCGCAAGCAGUGUUUUUGCAUCCACACUCCUUCGCGCUUAUCCUCACGCCACCAUCACGAUAAUCGAACGCGACCCUUCCAUGCGACUCACCGGCGCCAGCGUCGACAUCCGCAGCUCCGCCGUCGACAUUAUAAAAUGGAUGAAUCUAGAACAGGACAUUCGCGCCAAAACCACAAAAGAAGAAGGCGUGGAGUUUGUUGACGAGUCUGGAAAGUCGUUUGCUACUCUGCUGGCCACGGGGAACGAUCAAGUGCAAACCAUGACUUCCGAGUACGAGAUUUUCAGGGGUGAUUUGGCGAGGAUCUUCUACAAGGAGAUUGAGGGCAGAGUGGAGGUGGUGUUUGAUGAGAGUGUGCAGAGUUAUGAGCAACUCGAGGAUAAAGUGGUUGUUCACUUUGCCAAUGGCAAGGCUUCGCAGUCGUAUGAUUUGCUGGUUGCCGCUGAUGGAUUGGGGUCGAGGAUUCGAGGUAUGAUGUUGGGCACUUCACCUCAACAACACAUUCACGACGAAGGCGUUUAUGCCUCCUUCUUCGUCAUUGANAAAGACUUGCUCAAUGGCUCCAAACUGGCAAAAUGGUACAACACCACUGGCGGCCGCGCCAUCUUCCUUCGUCCAGAUCCAGACCCCAAAGGCCGCACCAGAGGCCACUUUAUGAACUCGGCAUGGCCCUCUGACGUCUCCGCCCGCAACAAAAUCAACACUGCACUAAAACAAGGCAGAGAGAGUUACACCAAACUCGUCGAAGAAACUUUUGCAGACGUCGGCUUCCACCAAACGAAAGAAAUUCUCGCAGCCAUGCGCUCAACACCAGAUUUCUACUGCUCGAAAUUCGCUCAGGUGCGCAGCCCUCGCAUACAAGAUGGCCGUAUAGUCCUCCUCGGUGACGCCGGCUACGCAACNCCCGGCAUAGGCACCUCUCUCGCCAUCAUGGGCGCCCACAUCCUCGCCGGCGAAUUACUUACCCACAAGCUCGACAUUGCUGCCGCGAGCAAAGCAUAUGAGAACCUCAUGUUGCCAUUUGCGCAUGCCCAACAGAGCAGCAUUGGCGACUAUGCGAUGCAAGUGUUGAAUCCGCAGAGUGCUUUGGGGUUGUGGAUUAGAAACACGGUCUUGUGGGCUGUUACUGCGGUGGGGAUUGACAAGGUUGCUGUGUGGAUUGCUGGCAAGUUGGGAGUGGCAGAGCCGAAAAUCAAGAUGCCUGUUUAUGCUUGGCCGGAGGUGAAGGCUUGA